Molecule: messenger RNA, 519 nt
Organism: Loa loa (African eye worm)
Lineage: Eukaryota; Metazoa; Nematoda; Chromadorea; Rhabditida; Onchocercidae
Exons: 4
Coding region: 1-519 (172 amino acids)
Source: RefSeq, a predicted model, not a curated record
AUGUCUGCUAUUCCCGGUGGCGCGGGCGAUUUCCAGGAUCCGUCAUUCUGGAAGGAAUUUUAUAAGGAUUCCAAGAAUGCUUUCGAAUGGUAUGGUGAUUUCAAAAGUUUUGGACGCGUUUUAACUAGAUAUUUAAAGUCGACGGAUAAAAUUCUACAAAUUGGAUGCGGCAGUUCGGAAUUGGCGAGCCAACUUUAUGAUAAUGGCUAUCAGAUGAUUGAGAGUAUCGAUACUGAUGAAGGAGUCAUCCAGAAACAAGUUGCCAAGAAUAGUUCAUCCAGACCGGAAUUGCAAUUUGUAUGUUGUUCUGCAGCAAAGAUUGACGCACCGGACGGAAAAUACAACGUUGUCUUGGACAAGGGAACGCUUGAUGCGUUAAUUCCAUCCGCACAUGAGGACAUGUUGGAAGACGUAGAAAAGAUGUUUGCUGAGAUAUGCCGAGUGCUUACGGUCGGAGGUCGAUACAUUAUCCUUACUCUUGCUCAAAAAAUGUGCUCAAUUCAUACAUGGCAUUUUUGA